Molecule: messenger RNA, 456 nt
Organism: Cornus florida
Lineage: Eukaryota; Viridiplantae; Streptophyta; Magnoliopsida; Cornales; Cornaceae
Product: disease resistance protein Roq1-like
Exons: 1
Coding region: 1-456 (151 amino acids)
Biological process (GO): signal transduction
Source: RefSeq, a predicted model, not a curated record
AUGGCUUCUUCUUCUUCUUCCAUACCUCAACGGAAAUAUGAUGUGUUCUUAAGUUUUAGAGGCGAAGACACACGCAAGAACUUUGUCGACCAUCUCCAUGCAGCCAUACAACAAAAAGGAAUCGACACCUUCAAAGAUGACGAAAAAAUUGAGAGAGGAAAAUCGAUUUCAACAGCACUCCUGACGGCAAUUAAGGAAUCAAGAUUUGCUGUUAUCGUUUCCUCUAAAAACUAUGCUUCUUCCUCAUGGUGCUUGGAUGAACUUGUAGAGAUCAUUGAAUGCAAGAACAAGAUAGGACAGAUAGUUUUCCCUAUCUUCUACAAUGUGGAUCCAUCCAAAGUAAGGAAACAACAGGGAGUUUCGCAUAAGCACUUACCAAACAUGAAGAAAAUUUUGGGGAUGACAAAGAAAAGGUGCAAAGAUGGAGGAAAGCUUUGGUGGAAGCAACAAACUUAA